AUGUAUACGCCACCCCUCCACGAGCCUAUGUCCCACUCGCAUCUUCAGCAUCAUUGCAAAUGGAACGACUGCCACAUGUCUUUCUUCUCCCUGCCUGAACUGACGAACCACGUCAACUCUCAACACCUCCGUAUCUCCUCGAACGACUCUUCUUCUGCCCACCAGUCUUCGAACCUAUUUAAUUUCGGCCCCACAUUUCCCAGCACCUCGCAGUCAUACAACCUGCAAAAUAAUACGUGCCAGUGGAAUGAAUGUCCUGGGUUCAAUGUUCCCCCGCCCAUCCAGAGUGGCGCUCCAGAUAGCCAGGUUGUCAACGCAGCCGCAGAGAUCGUCGCGCAUCACGUUUUGAACGAUCAUCUAGGAAUGGACCAAAAUUCCGCCAUGCAAGCCAUAAACUACCUCAUGUCUAUUCCACAUGACUGCCCUCUCGCCCGCUACUCCAAAUCUGUCCAGCAGCAGCAGCUCCCUCAACCGCCACAGCAAGGACACGUACAUCAAGCAUUGUCACCUUCGCCUUCUUCACCACCACUUUCCGGAAUUGGUCUUGAGAUGGAUCAUGAGGCCGAAUGCGACGAAUGCACGACGGGCGCACAUAGGUGCCAUUGGAAGGAUUGUACGGAGGUGUAUACGACGGUCGAUGCGCUGACGGAACAUAUUACGGCCACGCAUGUUGGCGGAGGGAAGGCGCAUUACGAGUGCUUCUGGAAUGACUGUCCGAGGAACGGAGAGAAGGGAUUCUCUAGCAAGCAGAAGAUUUGCCGACAUAUUCAGACGCAUACGGGACACAGACCGUUCUUGUGCACCGUGUGUAAACAGUCGUUCUCCGAGGCGGCCACACUACAACAGCACAUGCGAAGGCAUACACAAGAAAAACCGUACAGCUGUGAUUUCCCAGGAUGUGGAAAGGCAUUCGCCAUCGCAGGCGCGCUCACGAUCCACAAGCGCAUCCACAAUGGCCUCAAGCCGUUCAAAUGCACGUACUGCGAUCGUGCGUUCUCCGAAUCUUCCAACCUCUCCAAACACCUUCGCACGCAUACCGGCGUCCGGCCGUAUUCGUGCGCCGAAGCGGGCUGUGGAAAGUCGUUCUCGAGACCUGAUCAGUUGGCAAGGCAUAUGAAAGUACACCGGAAGAAGACGGAAGCCAUUGAGGCUGAGACUCUAGUGGUAUCGUGA
Molecule: messenger RNA, 1173 nt
Organism: Stereum hirsutum FP-91666 SS1
Lineage: Eukaryota; Fungi; Basidiomycota; Agaricomycetes; Russulales; Stereaceae
Exons: 4
Coding region: 1-1173 (390 amino acids)
Biological process (GO): regulation of transcription by RNA polymerase II
Cellular component (GO): nucleus
Molecular function (GO): DNA-binding transcription factor activity, RNA polymerase II-specific; RNA polymerase II cis-regulatory region sequence-specific DNA binding
Source: RefSeq, a predicted model, not a curated record